CGUAGAACGCGCGAACUGUCAUCUCAAGAUGCGGCGUGCGACUUUUCUUCGUGUCUAUACAUAUUGCAUUAAUACAAGCAAAUGUGAAUAUCAAUCAUUUGUUUAUGUACAUUUUUCCUUAAUAAUAUUUUACGCAAUUAUACUGAAUAUUCUGCACAGAUUCAACAAAUCACGGGCGUCCUCAAAGUGAUUAAAAAAUAUAUAUACACACACACACAAUACAUACAAUACGCUGUUUUCUUCUAUCAAAAUUUAUUCUUGCAGUAACCGGCGUCUGAAUCUUUUUUAAAUACAUGAAACAAUUGAAAGACAAACUGAACAAUUGAAACUGAAUAAUAAUUGGAAAAUUUUAUGUUCAUAAUGAUUGGUUAAAUAAGCAACUGUUGAGAUUCGAGUUACAAAAAAUAGCCUAGAUCAGUAACAGAAGACUAGUUAAUUUUUUAAAUUAAUUUUUAAUUUUUUAAAUUUUAUAUUUCAUUUUAUUGAUAAUAAACAUGGAUCCGAUAAGGCACUUGGUCCUUUUUUUCUUUUAUAUUUUAUUCAUCACGAAGACAAAUGCGGAUGUAAUAGUAUGUAAAAAUCUUGGAGCAAAAAUAUUUUUAGAACCCAAGGAUGUUGUGAUGGUAAUAUUAAGCCAAAAGGAGGGCUAUCAUGCAGCUCACGCAGACUUGACGCAAAAACACAUCUAUGAACAAGCUAGUGCUAUGGAAAAAAAGUCGCCAAAAGUUGUAUUGUCUCAUAAACUUGACAUUAAAGGUUCCUGGAUGAUAACUCCAUUGUUAAUUUAUUUGUCGGAUCAAUUUCCAAAUGCAAAAUGGUUCUUCUUUUGUUUGGAAAACACAGUGAUUCAGUUAGCAAAGCUGCUAAUUGUUCUAGAAAAAUUUGAUGUGUCUCAGAAUGUGUGGAUCGGACAUGCACUUUAUGAUCAUGAACCUACUAUUAUUCAUCAUUUUGCGAAGAAUAAGAAAUUUAAGUAUCCGCAUGUGGCAGCUGGAUUUGCUAUGACUUUCAAGUUGUUGAAGAGUUUAGCUCGACAAAUAUCUGCGGAUAAGGAACCAAAGAUAGAUUUUUCCAUUGAUGCAUCCUACGAAUUCGCGGACUUUGUUUUAAAGAGUACAAAUACAAGAUUGACUCAUGUAUCCAAAAUAUGCAUUGUAUCCAGCUCUGAUUGUGCUACGUAUCCACGCAUUUUUUAUCAAUGUAAUUCUCCUGCAGUAGAUAAGGUGUUUUUUGCCGUUAAGACCUGCGCCAAAUAUCACACGGAUAGAAUUCCAGUGAUUAAAAAUACAUGGACCAAGUACAGCAUAAAUGUCGGAUAUUUCAGUGAUAUAGCCGACCACAACUUACGGGAAGCAUACGUCGUAGCGAACACUACUGAAGGACAUUGCGCCAAAACUUAUGGCAUUUUGCAGGCAGCGAGUAAUUUGAUGAAAAGAUACAAAUUUGAUUGGCUUGUUAUCGCCGAUGAUGAUACUAUAUUCAGCGUAGCACGUUUAUUAGGUUUGCUUACGUGCUACAAUCCCGAGCACUUAAUUGCUAUUGGCGAACGCUAUGGCUUUCGUAUGUGGGACAGUCAUCACGGAUAUCAGUACUUAACCGGCGGCGCGGGGAUUGUAUUAUCAGCUCCUUUGGUCCGCGAAAUAAUAAAACCGGGCGUAUGCGAGUGCCCGUCCGCCACCACUCCCGAUGAUAUGUAUCUCUUUGGAUUCUGCUUAUCCCGACUUGGAGUCGAACUUGUACAUUCUUCAAUGUUCCACCAGGCACGACCCACGGAUUACGCUUACGCUUACCUGGCACUUCAGGAACCUAUAUCGUUCCACAAAUUCUGGAUGCUGGAUCCUGAAGCUGUAUACGAUGAAUGGUUUGCAGAGGCAGAUAGUGAUCUACCAAAACCGCCGAUGCAUGUAGAAUUGUAAUGUAAAACAUUGAUACAGAAAUAUCUAAAAUAAAUAUUUUUCUUAUUUUUAUA
This is a messenger RNA of Nylanderia fulva, 1969 nucleotides long. RefSeq names its product beta-1,3-glucosyltransferase. NCBI's taxonomy places the organism in Eukaryota, Metazoa, Arthropoda, Insecta, Hymenoptera, Formicidae. Gene Ontology annotation, molecular function: glycosyltransferase activity. Gene Ontology annotation, cellular component: membrane. The record is from RefSeq and is a predicted model, not a curated record.